CUUGUCACUCUCUUUGCAAGUGCAAAUGCUCGGACUUCACUCACUUUCAUAGAGGAUUAAUUACGACCACCAGCUAUGAAGUUCCCAGUUAUCUUUCUGGCAGCAUGGGCUGCUUGCCCAUUGCUUUUUGUUUUGGCAAUGCACCCAACCGAUUCGCUGAUGGACGGAGAUUCAGCGCAGUCUGGCUAUCUGCCGAACCACAAGAUGGACCCAAAUGUUGUUACCGGAGGUGGAUUUGGCCAGUUGUGGCAAUACAAGGCUGCAAUUCCAGCGGGAAGCCCCCAAGACCAGUUCUACGCCAAACCUUUGGUUUAUACUCCGCGCGGAACCAGUCGCCAAAUCGUUUUGACAUUCUCUAAAGCCAAUAGGAUCUACUCACUCGAUGCAGUUAACGGCACUUUGCUGAAGACUCGAGAUUUGUCCUUGGAAGGUGAGAUACCUUUCAAAGUGACUGAUCUCAAUCAGUGCAACGACGUUGGUCAGUAUGUUGGAAUCAUUGGGACGCCGAUCAUCGAUCCUGAGACCGACACUGUCUACUUCUGGGCGAAGAGUUAUCUCGAUGGUGGCCAAACUGGAUGGAUAAACGGUGCCUAUCGGUUUCAUGCAAUUGAUGCUGUUACUCUUGCAGAAAAACCUGGGUUCCCCACAAACAUUCAAGGGAUUACAGCUGAUAAUGACCCUACCCGCAUGUUUCAUGGAGGUAUCCACAUGCAAAGACCUGCACUCAAUAUGGUAAACGGUGUGAUAUUUGCGGGCUUUGGUUCUCAUUGCGACAUGUACAACUACACCGGCUGGGUCGUUGGAAUGAGCACCCAAGGGAAGUUCCUUUCAGCUUAUUCCACGUCCGCUGGUCCUGGUUCACGACCGCAGGAUGGUACUUGGACUGGUGGUGGUGGAGCGGCAGGGAUUUGGAUGGGAGGUGCUGCCCUCGCCUCUGAUAACUCGGGACGACUUUUCUUUGCUACAGGAAAUGGCAGGGCAGGUGGUGUCAACCAAGCUCUGCCUUCGUCGGGUCGUACGUACUUAAGUACUCUCUCGGAGUGCAUGGUCAACCUUGCUGUCGGAGCAAAUGGCUCUCUCACUCAACAAGACUACUUCGAACCGGCGACAUAUCUCUCCAUGGAUGGCGGAGACCGUGACUUGGGCUCUGGUGGUGUGGUCCUGCCAGAUCCGUCUGUAUUCUCUGGAGGUGGCGUCAACAGACUUGCUAUCAGCUGUGGAAAGAAUGGACAAUGCUUCAUAGCGAACGCGGACAACCUUGGCGGCUACAAGAUGGCUUCAGGCGCGGAUGCACUUGUGCAGACUUUGACACCACCAGGUGGCGGUGCAAUCUUUGCAAAUACCGGAACCUACCCACUCGAGGGUGGCUUUCUCUACGUAACGCCCGUCGGAAAUCCUACAUAUGUCUAUUCAUUAGGCUUCGAUACCAAUGGCCGACCAAGCUUCACUCUUGUAGCGCAAACGGACGAAAACACAGCCGGUUCGGUGGGGACUGGCCCUCCAACUAUCACAACAUAUGACAAUCAACCUGGAACAGCGAUUCUGUGGAUCAUGGAUACCAAUGGGGUCCGGGCUUAUUAUGCAGUUCCCGUUGAUGGCAAGAUGAUCAGAAUUCCGAUCUCAGCAGCAUAUGGAAUGACGAAAUUCUCGCGAGUUUCCUUCGGUAAUGGGCGAUAUUAUGUCACUGGCUUCAAUGGGCAAAUAAUGGGUUACGGAGCACCCGUUGCAGUCCCAUUAAACUGCACAUCACCAGUCGAGUUCGGCUCCGUUGCGAUCGGAACCACGAAAACAAUGACAAUUUCUUGUACUUCGCUCAUCGCCAUUACAAAGAUACAGGGGCUCACUAUCGGAAAAACUAUGUAUACAGCGCUAAAUUCUUCGCUACCUCAAGGAGCUCUGGCAGCCGGAGCAAGAUUUUCAUUCCCUGUCAGCUUCAAUCUGAGCAGCUACGUCUUGACCAGUGGUAGCACUAGCUCUCCCACUGUAUCUCCAGGAGUCUUGUCCUCUGCUAUGUUUAUCUACACCAAGAACGCGAUUGCUGGAUACUCAAGCCAGCAGUCAAUUGGUUUGACCGGAACAAUCGUCAGUCCAAAUCCAUGGCUGUCAAUCAGCCCCCUUCAAGUAACGUUCAAUGGCAUUGUCAUUGGCUCAUCUGCUUCGGAAGGAGGCUCGUCAUCUACAUUCAUCAUCCAGAACACUGGUCAAGCAGAAAUGACAAUUUUGGGGUACGCAUUCAGUGUGGACAGCAGUAGCACAGUUUACACUAACGUUACCUUGGGGUCUCCAACGAAUCUGGACGCCAAAGGUUAUUUCAACGCCCAAGGCCUUCCGGCACUAGGUGCUGUUUUCAAUCCGGGCGAGUCGUUGACCGUUGGGAUUACUUUUGACACAACAGCUACUGGAAGCUUUUACAGUAUUCUGACUGUAUUCACCACUGGUGGGACUAGAUACAUAAUUCUUGCUGGCACAGCGUCAACUGUUCCAGUUGCGCUUCUGGAGCAAUCAACCAACGAGGGUGGAUGGAUUACCGUCCCAAACUGCCCCAUCCCUUCAGAAGGUUGUACUACUCAGGUGGACAUUGGAACUCUCAGCACCGCUGGUACCAUUCUUCAAACUGUUCGCUUCACCAACAAUGGCGGCUCCAACCUUGAGAUCACGAAGUCGAAGCCGCCUGAGGGCGUUAUUCUGGGAGCUGCAAAUCCUAAUACAGAUUUCUCUGAAGGUCUUACUAUAGCCCCAGGGAAGAAUUUGAGUGCUGUCGUUUACUUCAAGCCAAAUUCAGGAGCGCUGAAUGCAGAUCCGAUCACUUACUCUGCAGCAUGGACCCUCAACACAAAUGAUCUUACAUGGGGUGUGCACGUCGUCAAUUUUACAGGCACUCUGGCUCCUGCCCGUGUUGGUCCACUUUUACCGGAUGGUAGCUCACGAUUCAGGUGGUUAGGAUGUUUUGUUGAUAAUAAUGCUGCUCGCAUCGAGACCAAGAUGAUCAACAAUGCAGCUAAUACCAACGGGCUUUGUCAAGAACAAGCUUUGACGGCAGGCUCUCCAUUCGCUGGAACAGAGUUCAAGACGCAGUGCUGGAGUGGAGCUGUCAUUCCAUCUGUCUCCCUUCAAGUGGCAGAUCUCAAAUGUGCCAAUUAUGCAUGCCCUGGAGAUUCGUCCCAAUGGUGUGGUGGUAACGGAGGGUUCCUUGCCCUGUACUACGAUUCUUUGAAGUUCGAUCCAGCAACACGCCAGAUGAUUGGGUCUACAAGUUCUGCCUCCACAGUAUCCGGCAGCACAAGUUCAGCAUCAAGCUCCAGGACCGUUUCGUCAUCAGUUCCGUCGGCUUCUUCAACCCUCACGAGCAAGACACAAACGCCAGCUACGUUGAGUUCAUCUUCAGCGACUUCUUCUCUUGUAUCAACUCAAACAACGACGAGCUCGGGGACCUCCAGCAGUUCUAGCGCCUUGUCGUCCCAAAGUAGUGGAAGCGGCACCGCAACUCCUACCUCCUCAUCCUCCGACAUAUUCUCCAAGGCAUCAUCAGCCAUACCAGUACCUACUGGUCCCUCUAUUCCAGCAGUGAUUGGAAGCUACACUUAUAAGGACUGUCGGUCUGAUAAUACAACAAUCCGAACCCUUGUAGGCAUGAAGAAGUCGUCAACUAAGGAUAUGACUUUGGAGUUUUGUAUGGGAAAUUGUACUGGCUAUAACUAUUUCGGUGUCGAGUACGGUGCAGAGUGUUAUUGUGGCAAUGUGCUGAGUUUUGGGAGUUUCGCCGCCACAGAUGGUAGGUGUAAAAUGCUUUGUCCGGGAAACAAGAUGGAGAUAUGUGGAGGAAGCAGUGGUUUGACGCUUUACCAACUCACGGCGAACGUAAUUUCAAGCGUUGUAUCGUCUUCUUCGACUUCUGCACAAUCGACAAUCUCGUCUGAUAGUACAAGCAUCGCGACUCAGAUAAGCUCUACAACAUCAGUAUCAACAUCCACGUCCUCGAGUAUAACUGAGAUCUCAAAUUCGACCACAGCGCAGGCUUCAAGCAGCUCAAGCUCAAGCUCAACCUCAGCAGUGGAGACAACGUCUCAAUCUUCGAGCGUUUUAUCAUCAUCGUCAAGCUCGUCGAGUUCCCUAUCGGAUCCAACACCUACUUCUUCCUCGAAGGAGCCCCUUGAGACCAUGACUUUCUCGAGUACCGUUCGGGAAACUACAUCAAGUUCAGCGUCAUUAUCUUCAACAUCCUCAAGUGCUCCCUCAGUAUCACCGACUUCUCUUGCGCAGCCUUGGGCUUAUGCCGGAUGCGCGAACGAUACGAGUGCUACCCGCGCUCUAACGGGCAUCCUACUCUACAACAGCACAAUGGAUGCAUCCACCUGCCAAAGAUAUUGCUUUCAAAAACACUACGCACUUGCAGGUCUCGAAAACGGUAACCAAUGUUUCUGUGGGCUUGCUCUCAGCAACGGGGCCACCCUUGGCCGUACGGGAUGCACUGUCCCAUGUGUAGGAAACUCAAGCGAAAUCUGCGGAGGUCCAUCACGCCUAUCAAUUUACAACCAAACAGACUUUGACUAUCCAGGGUUUGUCCAAAAUUCCGGUGCUUAUUCACUGCAGGGCUGUCUGGUGGAUGGGACGGGCACGGGAAGAAUUCUUCAAGGCUAUACCACAACUCUCAAUUCUGCAAUGACGGUAGAGAAAUGUUCCACGACGUGUGCGGCUAAAGGAUAUUCGAAAGCUGGUGUCGAGUUUGGAACACAGUGUUAUUGCGAUAACGCUGUGACGACCACAACCAUAGCGCCGCUCACGGAUUGCUCGAAGAUAUUCUGCAGUGGGAACGCGACCCAGUUUUGUGGUGCUGCGAACCGUAUUUUGAUUUAUUCUACAUAA
Cadophora gregata is the source of this 4863-nucleotide messenger RNA. RefSeq lists its product as uncharacterized. Bases 76 to 4863 code for a protein of 1595 amino acids. The record is from RefSeq and is a predicted model, not a curated record. The transcript has 6 exons. Lineage: Eukaryota; Fungi; Ascomycota; Leotiomycetes; Helotiales; Ploettnerulaceae.